This is a messenger RNA of Zingiber officinale, 735 nucleotides long. RefSeq names its product protein kinase PINOID-like. Gene Ontology annotation, cellular component: cytoplasm; plasma membrane; nucleus. Gene Ontology annotation, molecular function: protein serine/threonine kinase activity; ATP binding. The transcript is spliced from 2 exons. The record is from RefSeq and is a predicted model, not a curated record. Gene Ontology annotation, biological process: protein phosphorylation. Bases 1 to 735 code for a protein of 244 amino acids. NCBI's taxonomy places the organism in Eukaryota, Viridiplantae, Streptophyta, Magnoliopsida, Zingiberales, Zingiberaceae.
AUGAAAACCUUUUUCCCCACUCUCUACGUCGACUUCGAUGCUUCGCCGCACUACUCCUGCGUCGUGAUAGAAUACUGUAGCGGCGGAGACCUUCACACGCUCCGCCACCGCCAGCCCUGCCAACGCUUCUCCAUCGCCGCCAAAAGGUUCUAUGCGGCGGAGGUGCUGCUCGCCCUAGAGUAUCUUCACAUGCUCGGCAUCGUCUGCCGUGACCUGAAGCCGGAGAACAUCCUCAUCCGCUCCGACGGCCACAUCAUGUCCUCUGACUUCGACCUCUCCCUGGAGUCCGCCUCCUCGCCCACCCUCGAGCCCAUCACCACCUCCAUCGCCGCGGACAAGGGCCACUCUGCUGCUGAAAACGACGAGCGCUUCCUUAUCGAUCCCUCCUGCCUCCCCUUCCUCACUCGCCGACCGCUGCCCCACAUGGCCACGAAGGCCGACCCUUGGCGCUUCGUCGCGGAGCCUGUCGACACUCGAUCGUGCUCCUUUGUGGGUACCCACGAGUACGUCGCGCCAGAGGUCACCGCAGGUCAGCCCCACGGCUGCGUCGUCGACUGGUGGGCCUACGGCAUCCUCCUCUACGAGCUCCUCUAUGGGCGCACUCCCUUCGCCGGGCUCACCAACCUGCAGACCCUCCAUAACAUCGUCAGGCAGCCGCUAUCCUUCCCUACGGCCGACCCUUCCCCGCUGGUGCGCCAUCUCCAUGAAGAACGAACAGGUACAGAACUCGGAUGA